GCUUCCUCAAUUAUUUCCUCACACCCGUUUAUGCUUCCUCUUAACUUCAUCCCAAUGUGCCUAUAAAUCCCCAUAUUAUUCCAACUCCACCACACCAUGCAUAUUCCAACAACACAUCACAUCCUCGAAUAACCAAAACCCCUCAAGCCUCAUUUGUGUAAGUCUUCAACAUGUCAACCCCACCAGUGUCCUUUCUAUUCCUCCUUUUGUUCUCCCUCGUUGUACCAUCACUAUUAGCUCAGGCUCCAUCACCAUCUCCAACACAUUCUCCUCAUCCUCCACCAUCUCCAAAAGAUACACCUCCUCCUUCUACUUCUACACCACCCUCUUCAAAACACUCACCUCCUCCUCCUUCUUCACCACCACCUUCUCCAAAACAUGCUCCUCCUCCUCUUCCUCCUUCCUCUCCACCACCACCAUCUCCAAAACAUGCUCCUCCUCCUCCUCCUUCUUCUUCUCCACCACCACCAUCUCCAAAACAUGCUCCUCCUCCUCCUCCUCCUCCUCCUCCUCCUUCUUCUCCACCACCACCAUCUCCAAAACAUGCUCCUCCUCCUCCUUUUUCACCACCACCAUCUCAAACACAUGUCCCUCCACCUCCUCCUUCUCCAUCAUCUCCAAAACAUGCCCCUCCACCUCCUACUCCAUCACCACCAUCUUCAACACAUUCCCCUCCUCCUCCUCCUCCUUCUCCAACACCACCUCCAGCACGUGCCCCUUCUCCCCCUCCGCCUCCACCACCUUCAUCACCCUCUUCAGCAUGCAAGUCCACACUAUACCCUAAACUAUGCCGCUCCAUUCUCUCCUCCAUCCGUUCCUCUCCUUCCGACCCCUACAACCUAGGCAAAUUCUCCAUCAAACAAAGCCUUAAACAAGCCAAGAAACUAGUCAAGGUCUUCAAAAACUUCCUCACAAAACACAAGUCAUCCUCUUCCCUCAACACCGCAGAAAUCGCAGCGUUGGAGGACUGCAGCGAACUCAACAAGCUCAGUAUUGAUUACUUGGAGUCGGUCUCAAUAGAGCUAAAGUCGAUCGACUCCAAUAACACUGAGCUGGUUGAGAAGAUUGAGACGUAUCUCAGCGCUGUGGCCACUAACCACUACACUUGCUAUGAUGGGUUGGUGGUGAUCAAGAGCAACAUUGCCAAUGCUAUUGCUGUGCCUCUCAAGAAUGUCACCCAAUUAUACAGUGUGUCACUUGGGUUGUUCACGCAGGCUCUGAAGAAAAACCUCAAGAAGCAUAAGACACGCAAACAUGGUCUUCCCACCAAGGACUACAAGGUCAGGCAGCCAUUGAGAAAACUCAUCAAGCUUCUUCACACAAAGUACAGUUGCACAGGAUCAUCCAACUGUAGUACUAGAAGUGAAAGGAUUCUUCAAGAAAGCGAGAACAAAGGAGUUCUUCUAAAAGAGUUUGCGAUUGUUAGCCUUGAUGGCACAGAAAACUUCACCUCUAUUGGAGAUGCUAUUGCCGCUGCACCCGAUAAUUUGAGGCCAGAAGAUGGCUAUUUUCUUAUCUAUGCCAGAGAAGGAAACUAUGAGGAAUAUGUCACUGUUCCCAUUCAAAAGAAAAAUAUCUUGCUUAUUGGUGAUGGCAUCAACAAGACUUGCAUGACAGGAAAUCAUAGUGUCGUAGAUGGUUGGACCACUUUCAAUUCUUCAACCUUUGCUGUCUCUGGAGAAAGAUUUGUAGCAGUGGAUGUCACAUUCAGAAACACAGCAGGUCCUCAGAAGCACCAAGCAGUGGCCUUGAGGAACAAUGCAGACCUCUCCACAUUCUACCGUUGCAGCUUUGAAGGAUACCAAGACACUCUCUAUGUCCACUCCCUCAGGCAAUUCUAUAGAGAAUGUGACAUUUAUGGCACUGUGGAUUUCAUUUUUGGCAAUGCUGCUGUGGUGUUCCAGAGCUGCAACAUUUAUGCCAGAAAACCAAUGCCAAACCAGAAGAAUGCUGUCACAGCACAAGGGAGAACUGACCCCAAUCAAAACACUGGAAUUUCAAUACAGAAUUGCAAGAUUGAUGCUGCACCUGACUUAGCUGCAGAUUUGAAUUCAACUGAAAAUUACUUAGGCAGGCCGUGGAAAGUGUAUUCAAGGACUGUGUUCAUGCAGUCAUAUAUUGGAGAACUAAUUCAAUCUGCUGGAUGGUUAGAGUGGAAUGGCACUGAUGGGUUAAGCACCCUCUUUUAUGGUGAGUUCCAGAACUUUGGACCUGGUUCUGAUACCAGCAAGAGGGUGCAAUGGAGUGGUUACAAUCUGUUGAGUGCUACUCAAGCUAGGAACUUUACUGUGCAUAAUUUUACCUUGGGGUAUACAUGGCUUCCGGAUACAGAUAUACCCUAUUCUGAAGGACUUUAGAUUAGAUAACUGAAUUUAAUUAUAAUAGAGUAACAAUAAAUUUGAUUACAAUUUGUUAAUUAGAUGUGAUGUAAUUGUAUCAUUUUUCUGAUUUUGAUGUGUUUUCAAAAAGGAGGAAGGAUCAUGUGCUAAAUGUUUGGAUGAAAUUCAAAACUUUGUAUCUUGAGAAAAAGUUACCAGUGUUGAUUAUUUAGAGGCAAUUGAAUUAUUUGUUGUGUACCUAGGUUGUCAUGUCUGGUUUAUUAAUAAUGUGAUAUGAUUAGCAUUAACAUGGGGCAGCAAAAUUAUAGACC
Glycine soja is the source of this 2650-nucleotide messenger RNA. Its product is annotated as probable pectinesterase/pectinesterase inhibitor 47. The record is from RefSeq and is a predicted model, not a curated record. The transcript has 3 exons. Gene Ontology annotation, molecular function: pectinesterase inhibitor activity; pectinesterase activity. Lineage: Eukaryota; Viridiplantae; Streptophyta; Magnoliopsida; Fabales; Fabaceae. Bases 171 to 2357 code for a protein of 728 amino acids. Gene Ontology annotation, biological process: cell wall modification.